CAUCAUGAAUUUGAACUUGCUUAUGGAUUAUUAUUGUGGGCUAAAUCAUGUUUUGUAGAAGCAUUAAGGGAUUGGAUUUUGGUACCUUGUUUGUUGAUUCAGACAUGGUUCUUGUGAAUUCUCACCUAUCUGCAGGUUACAUGGGGCUGCUUGCAGUAAGGAGUGAUGGUAUAGAAGUGAAGAGAAGUUCAGAUGGUAUGCCAUGUAUGGCAGGGGGAUGGGUAGUGUUGAUGUUGGUAGUGGCAGGGUUAUAGCAGCAGUUAUUGUGCUCUGAUGGCUGGCUUCAUUUAGGAAACUUAAUGAAUAAACUAUUUUAGGUUAAACUUUAGUAUGGACUAAUGUGCCCAACAACAAUUUAUUACAAACUAAAAUGUGCUUAUUAUUUUGAUAAGAACCUACGUCUAGAGGGAACUUGCUUGUACUCUACUGUUCUGAUCCUUACAGCAGUGGCUGGCAGCUAUUUAGGCUUGCCUUCAUAUGUACAAGCUCAGGAAUUCCCUAACUAGAUAACUAAUCUACUAACAGCUAGCCUAAUUGAUCACAUGGUAAAUGCUAUUGAGCACACGGGUUCUAACUAACAUUACUUAGGCAACUAUACAAGAGAGUUACAACCAAUAGGCUAGUAUAUCAAGGCCACAAGACUAACUACCAACUAACAUAACUAGUGCUGCACUGGCAUGCUUGCUGUUACUGCCUAAGCUUUACUUCUGCAGUCUCUAGACACUACUGUCUGCUGCUUCCAGCUGCUUGAUAGACUACUCUAACUGAUUAGUUGAGUUCUUCACUGUUACUAUACUGAGUGAGAUAGCUGCUUAGUUGCUAAUUACAUAGUUCACUGCGUAUCUUGAUAAGCCACAUAACUCUUGUCAAUGCAUACCCUGCUGCUGCAUCCCUCAAGGCUUCUACUGAAGGCUUCUGUAUAACAACUACCAGCAGCACCAAUAUUAAGUAGGCAGGGUAGACAGGGUCUUAACAUAUUUGGGACUAUUAUGGCUGUUCAAGCCUACUUCAGAAAUGCCUUUUUUUUUUCUUUUUUCUUUUUUUUUUAAGCCAACUUCAGAAAUUGGUCCUCAAGUUAAUGUUAUUAAUAAGUUGGGUUUUGGAAACAAAAAAAAUGCAGUCUCUUUUUGGUAGAUUCAAUUGGUUGGAUGUUUUUCAUUUCACUCAUCAAAUUUCCUUGAUGAUCCUGAUUCUGUUCUUAUUAAUUGGUAAUCCGUCGAAGAUUAUUUUUUGAUAGGUAGCAGAGCUGUUCUAUUAAUAUUAAAUAAACAAAAACUUUAUGUUCACAAUGUUGAAACACAAGGAUCAACAAAGUACAAGAAUAUCAAGUGAAAGAUCUAAGAGAAGCUAGGAACUCAAAAACGGAAGAACAUUGUGUUAGACCCCAAGCUUUGGACCAAUCAAAAAGAGUGAUCUUUUAAAGAUGUCUUACUAUUUGUUUGUAUAAGAAUUAUUUUAUUAUAUUGGGCACUGUUCAGCCUUACUAGUACUUCAUCUAUUUUGUGGGAGGAAGAGAUGCCAUUUGUGCUAGGCUCAUUGGCUAAUUCGUGAAUGUAGUUCUAAGUUACAGUUGACAAGAUGUUGAGCCAGUUGUAGAAUAACAGCCAUUGAAGUGGAAAAAAUUGAUGCCCUCUCAGAAAGAAUAAAACUCAGUGAUUACUAAAUAUAUAAGUGCAACUUAAAUGUAGAACUCUGUUACUAAUUUUUAUAAUAAUACAUGCAUAUUUAUGCCUACUUCAUUUCUUUAAUGAAGCUGUCUUCUCUUAAUACAGUUUUUCCUACUUAUAAAAAAAAAAAAAAAAAAAAAUACAUACAUACUGGUUAUGAAACUUGUAGCUGCAAUACUUUGCUUAUGAAAUAGACUUGAUGAUGUAUGUUGCACUGCAUGUUACCAAUACUAUCAACUUAUAUAUCUAAUCAUGCUUAGAUUUAUACUAUCUGUUAGUAUUUAGACCUUGUUGAUUUUGAUGGGUUCAUGGCAGUUAGAUAAAUAAAAUCUAUAUUGGAUGUACUAAGUUCUAAACUUAACUCAUCAUAAUUACUAGCAUUACCUGCUAAGUCAUUGUUUGAGCAUUGCAAGAGUGUAUUUUCAGAUAAUAAUUGAGCAGAUCUAUUUGUUGUUUGAAGUGCCAGAUAUUAUUUUAUAUGUAUGAAAGGAGAAACACUAUAAUAAUGUUGUACACCUCACACUGUCUUCAAUGAAAUUGUAUCUGCGUAAAUUGAUUGAAGUAUAUGUUGGCCAUUCCUUCUUCUGAAAACUCACAUGCUGAGAUCGCUAUCACUUGUUAUCUUGGGUUGGCUAAUGAAGGUGCUUGUUGUUGAAAAUUUGUUCUCAAAACAAGUAAAAUUUACUUUCCUCUUUCAUUUUAACUGUGGUGCCUCAGCAAGAUGAUAUCUUUCUCCAUUUAUUGUAAAUGAACCCUUCUGGGAUAUCAUUUUUGACCUGAAUUCUGGCUAGUUUCAUAUAGAAAGAUCUCAUUCUAAAAUUCGUGUUCAUGAAUGGUGAAAUUUGUGGAAAGUAUUUGCUGUUCUAUUUAAAUGUAUAUAUGAAUUUGAUGGAAUGCAUUAUUAAGUUUUCAUAGGUAUAAUGUUGAUUUGAUUACUUCCAAUGUUGUUCUUAGAGCUGGCAAGAGAUGCGCUGAAUGCAGAAGGCUAUUGUGUUAUUGGAGGUUAUAUGUCACCCGUUAAUUAUGCAUACAAGAAAAGGGGCCUUUUAUCUGCUGAACAUCGUCUACAGUUGUGUCAUCUGGCAAGCAAAAGUUCUGAAUUUGUAAUGGUUGACCCAUGGGAGGCAAGACAAAGUCCUUCAAACGCUCUUUAACUGUUUUAUCCAGAGUUAAGAGUAUUUUAUGCAAGAGUGGGCAGGUACCCAGAGAAUCCCUUAAGGUUAUGCUUGUCUGCGGUUCUGAUCUGCUCCAAUCUUUUGGCAUUCCUGGAGCCUGGAUUCCAGACCAAGGCAGGACCAUAUGCAGAGAUUAUGGUGUGGUUUGCAUUCGCAGAGAAGGACAAGAUGUUGAGAAAAUUAUCUCUAAUGAUGAAAUUUUGAAUGAAUUCAGGGAUAACAUUAAAGUUGUGGAUGAGCUUAUACCAAACCAAAUCAGCUCAACAAGAGUAAGGGACUGCAUUUCAAGAGGGUUGUCGAUAAAAUAUCUGACUGCAGAUGAAGUGGUUGAUUAUAUAAGAGAACAACAUUUGUACCUGAACUCAGAUGAUAAGUGAUGAUCUCUUCAGCAUCAUUUAUACCGUACAUAAUUGAUCAUCAUUUGUAAUAACCAUAGCAUAGGUUAUAUAGUGCCAUGUGCCUAAUUUAUUUUAAUUAAUACUGGAUAAAUAAUGAUAGAGAUAUGUAUUAUUUAUUCAAAUAAAUUAGUUUGGAUUAGGAUUAAGAAUAGUUUUAUUGAUAGAUAAUAGGUAUUUUUUAUUAUUUAUUUUUAUCUAUUUGGAAGUUUGUAUAAAUUCAAAUGUUGUCAAUGAAUAAAAAUAGUCAUGAAUUUUUAAAUAAUAA
This is a messenger RNA of Quercus robur (English oak), 3505 nucleotides long. Its product is annotated as nicotinamide/nicotinic acid mononucleotide adenylyltransferase-like. Bases 2785 to 3219 code for a protein of 144 amino acids. Lineage: Eukaryota; Viridiplantae; Streptophyta; Magnoliopsida; Fagales; Fagaceae. Gene Ontology annotation, cellular component: plasma membrane. The transcript has 9 exons. The record is from RefSeq and is a predicted model, not a curated record. Gene Ontology annotation, molecular function: nicotinamide-nucleotide adenylyltransferase activity; ATP binding; nicotinate-nucleotide adenylyltransferase activity. Gene Ontology annotation, biological process: protein phosphorylation; cell surface receptor signaling pathway; NAD+ biosynthetic process.